AUGCCAAAGCAAAAGAAGUACAAGAAUUUACUUAAAGCAGCAGCUGCCAAUUCUUCACAAGACAAGUCAGUAGCAGCUGCCAAUUCUUCACAAGACAAGUCAGUAGCAUCAAAUACAUCACAAGUCAAGUUCCUAGCAGCUGCAAAUUCCUUCCGAGACAAGUCGGCAGCAGCUGCAAAUUCCUCCCGGGACAAGUCGGCAGCAGCUGCAAAUUCCUCCCGGGACAAGUCAGCAGCUUCAAAUUCCUCCCGGGACAAGUCAGCAGCUUCAAAUUCCUCCAGAGAUAAGUCAACAGCAGUUGCAAGCUCCUCCCGAGACAAGUCGGCGGCUUCAAAUUCUUCUGAGCCAUUAUCAGUUGCUCCAACUAUAUCUGAGCAUCCAUUCGAACCUAAACGUAAACGUGGGCGUGAAUCUAAGCAUUACUGGACAGUUGAUGCCAUAAAUGAAUAUGAAAAUAGUACACGCCUUCAUUUAUUAGUGAAGGAUGUGCAUAAUUUGCCGGAAGGUUUGCGCAUAGUUGUCAAUUUUGAUAGACAACAUGCAGCAAUAGGAGAAGCAGCUGGACUCCUUGCAGGAAUUUGUGGGCAAUUGGCCACUGAUUGUGUAGCAUUUCCAAUCAGUUUUGAUAAGUGGGAACAUAGGAUAAAGCUUUGGAACGAGUUUUAUGAUCCGAGGUUGAGUAAAACCGAGAUCAUAAAUAAUACACCAGAAGAUAUUGCUCUUGAUCAAUGGGCUUUAUUCGUAGAAUAUCGUUUGAAGCCUGAAACUCAGAAUCUUUGUAAGAGGAAUCAAGAAAUUCGGCAAAAACAAAUAAUUCCUCAUACUUCAGGUGCUAAAUCAAUUGUAAGAAGAAGGGCUGAAUUGGUUCGUUUCUAUGUUGGUAAUCAUGAAUUGACGGAAGAGACGGGAAAAGAAGUUAGUAGGGUUCAAAUGUGGGACAUCACUCACAAGAAAAUAGAUGGAAGUUAUGUUAAUGAAAUGGCUAAAGAAAUAGCGAUUGAAGCAUAUAGCAGUCAACAAGCGGUGGAAUCAACCGUUAAUUCUCCUCUUGAUGCUCUUGGAGUAGUUCUUGGGAAAGAGCACCCUGGUCGUGUUCGAGGUUUAGGCAUGGGAGCUGUUCCAACUGUUGCUUUCAAGAACAACACCACAAGAAUUAAUCAGAUGAACUUAGGUUCUUCAAAUGAUGCUAGCACAUCAUCUACUUGUGGUCCCAAUGUGCAAAAAGAGCUGGAUACUGUUAAAGCGCAGUUGCAAGCAUUAGUCUCUUAUAUUGCUUUUAAGGAAGGAGGUAAAAUUCCAGUAGAAUUAGCUGGAAUGUUUCCUACUCAACAAAUUUCACAGGGAUUGGAUCAAGAGAGUGAGAUUCCAUCACCAAGAGAGUUAGGAAGUAGGUCUUCUGGAGCGAGCAACAAAGAAGCAUGA
Messenger RNA from Arachis stenosperma, 1422 nucleotides. RefSeq lists its product as uncharacterized. The record is from RefSeq and is a predicted model, not a curated record. The transcript is spliced from 8 exons. Lineage: Eukaryota; Viridiplantae; Streptophyta; Magnoliopsida; Fabales; Fabaceae. The coding region runs from base 1 to 1422 and encodes 473 amino acids.